AUGAAAAGAAAUUUUAUUGAUAAUCAUACUUUUUACAAAGAUAUUCAGAGGGCUGACGUUAGAGCUGUCAAGGGAAAAGUUCAGCAACUGCAAGGAACGCCAUCUCUGGGUGCUUUUCUAAAAUUAUCCUACCCUGACCCAAGGACACUAGCUAAACAGUACCCUGACCCGGCUCAAUCCAGUCAAACUCAGCAAACAAAACAAGAAGGAAAAGUAAUAUUUGUGGCUGAGAGGGAAACCCCUGUUGAUGAUAAAAAAGAGGAUUUUAUUCAAAAAUGGCAGAACUCGGAAAAUAUUUCCAGACCGGGGACUGGGAAAGUCCCAAGUCAGGAAAGUAAAGAAGAGUUAGUUGAUGAUAGUGUUCAGCAAGAUGAACAAGACGUGAAUACUCCCAUUGAACAGCAAAAUGAACAACGAACAGAUGAACAAAAUGAAACCUUGAGACUCAAAAAACAGAAAAUACCUGUCUUCAAAUCACAGAGUAAAGGGCCUAACCCUAUGAACCGAAUAGGACCCAAGGGUAUUGCAAAAGGGCCUAAUCCUGCAAACAGGAGAGGACCUCAGAGUUCAGAGCACAAAUUGGAUAACUUUUUUAUCUCUUACAAUCUUGCUAAUUACAGAGGUGUUUACUGCGUACUUCAAGCCUGCAGAUCAAAUGGCAACGAACAUUAUUAAAUAAUAUUUUAAACUUUGUGUUUUUUCUUCUAAGAAAUAUAAAUAUUUAGCAUUUU
Messenger RNA from Eurytemora carolleeae, 731 nucleotides. RefSeq lists its product as uncharacterized. Bases 1 to 675 code for a protein of 224 amino acids. The record is from RefSeq and is a predicted model, not a curated record. NCBI's taxonomy places the organism in Eukaryota, Metazoa, Arthropoda, Copepoda, Calanoida, Temoridae. The transcript has 6 exons.